Molecule: messenger RNA, 1016 nt
Organism: Tarenaya hassleriana
Lineage: Eukaryota; Viridiplantae; Streptophyta; Magnoliopsida; Brassicales; Cleomaceae
Product: protein TIC 21, chloroplastic-like
Exons: 4
Coding region: 59-871 (270 amino acids)
Source: RefSeq, a predicted model, not a curated record
GAUAUUGGUAAAAAGUAACGAAGAGUCACCCAUCCGGUGACGGAUACGAAGCCUGGAAAUGCGAUCACUGCUCACCCCGGCGGCGAGCUCCGGCAUAUCUACGGCUCUCCGCCGCGAACGCCUCUUCGCUCGCCUGACGUUUUCGUCUAAUCCUCUCUCUCCGCUCAGGAGCAGAGCCGCAGCUUCUUCCUUCUUACCGUUUCCGCCUCUCCUAUUCCGACAGCUGAAACCUAAUUUCGCGGCGGCGUCAUCUUCUGCUUCCUUUGCAGCUGAUACUGAGCUCGACAAGGCAAAGAUCGCUCAGGUUGCAAAGAGAUUGGAGAAGACAUCAAAGCACUUCAAGAGUCUGGGGAGUUUCGGGUUCUGGGGGCAGCUUGUGCUCACCGUGGUUGCCUCCGUGAUAUUAUCGUUCUCCGUUGUUGUCACCGGAAAACCCACUUCCCCUGCGACCUUUUACGCUACGGCCGGUGGGAUAGCUGCUGCAUUCGUGUCGGUGUUUUGGUCUUUUGGGUAUAUUCGUCUCUCGGAGAGGCUCCGUAGAACUUCUGCUGACCCUUCCAAGGCUCCGCCACGAGCUGAUGCAGUGAGAGGAUUGAAGAAUGGAAUCAUGGUGAAUCUUUUGGGGAUGGGUGGAGCGAUUCUCGGGAUGCAAGCCACAGUCGGAUUCCUAGUUGCAAAGGCGCUAACGACAUCGGCAAACCCUUUCUACCAGGGAGUCUCUCCUGGUUACAGCCCUGUUCUCGCCCUUGACAUCUUCUUGGUCCAGGCAUCGGCAAACACCAUACUUUCUCAUUUCCUUGGCCUCGUCUGCUCGCUGGAGCUAUUGCGCUCGGUAACACUGUCCUCUUCGGAACCUGUAUUUGUUACCUAGAUUGCUUAAAGUUUUGUCCCUCCUUUGUUGUCUGCUCGGAGGAGUGCUAGGGAUGUUUCUUACUUCCCGGCGCAGCCAGUUGUGGAUUGAUCUUGUUUGUGUUGUGAACUUUGUCCGAGAAUUAAUCAUGAAAAGGUUGAGAAUU